AUGAUUUGUACUGAACCAAGUUUUGAUACUGUAGCUAGGUUCAAUGAAUUACCCAAUCUUUGGGACGUUAAUGAAGCAAAAAAUGAACAAGUCACUGAAGAGACCUUUAAAACUUUAGGACAACUAUUUGUGGCCCACCAUGUUAAAAGUAUCUUUGGCCUUACCCUUUUGCAUAACCAUUUUUUGCUUGAAGAAGGUGAAAUUUUACUUGAACCCGGCCAACCAGUUAAAACUGAUAAAUUGGCAUCUUCUGCCCAAGGAUUCAAUUGGAGAAUUACUCCGGAUAAGUCAUAUGUACCUUAUGAAUUUCGGCCUGCAACAAAAAAUUUGACUUCUUCUCCUGUGAUAUCCAAUUGUUCCUUGAAGAAUUUCACAAAAGUUAAAUGA
Messenger RNA from Entrophospora sp. SA101, 387 nucleotides. Lineage: Eukaryota; Fungi; Glomeromycota; Glomeromycetes; Entrophosporales; Entrophosporaceae. The record is from the annotation of a GenBank genome assembly.